AUGCCUACUUCAAACUCCACAUUCACGACAGAAUCAAGCAGACCGGAUGGUCGUCUGCCUCGGCCAUUCCACCACCUUCACUAUUUAGACCUUGCAGUUGACGCUGAUGAUGAUGUACUGCACGACUUCAUAUGUAUUCAAUUCCAUGCAACAUUUGAUUUCAACUGGCCAGCAAAACACAUCAUACUCAAAGCUACUGUGUCUCAUCCGCCAACCUAUGAGCUUGCCGAUGCCAUGAGUAAAAUCACUACUACUCUUCUCAGCCAUUCGCUCCCUCGGAUUCAUGACUCCUGGUUUCCAAACAACUAUGCUACCACGACUGACACGACGUCCAACAAUAUCUCCGAUGUCAAGCGGAUUGCUUUUAAACUUAACGACGAGCUCACGCCUGCGGAGACCCAUCCUGGUGUCUAUGCUAGAGACACCACUGGUAGCCCAUCUUGCUCGACGUCGCUUGAUGCAUUGGGCCCUGGCGCAAUGGCCGAAAGUCGUCAGUUGCCUCAAGGUUCGGCUCCUGGUUACCCAGUUGUCCGAAAUCUCGGCACUGAAUGUUUGAACGGCUGUGUUGGUACCCCAAACACUCCUACCUUUGAGGACGUAAAGGUCAUCCUUGCCCUGCAUGAUCUUCCACGUGGUGUUGUCCGUGAGAUUCACUCUUGUGUUCUUCAAAGGGAAGGCUUCGAGGACACGCAGUGGCCAUAUGUUCUUGAUGAUAACUUGGUGCUUGAGCCUCGAAAAUCUGCUCUUUUGUACGCUAUCCAUAAUCUAGUGUCUUUGAUCUACUAA
Suillus plorans is the source of this 786-nucleotide messenger RNA. RefSeq lists its product as uncharacterized. The transcript is spliced from 6 exons. The coding region runs from base 1 to 786 and encodes 261 amino acids. The record is from RefSeq and is a predicted model, not a curated record. NCBI's taxonomy places the organism in Eukaryota, Fungi, Basidiomycota, Agaricomycetes, Boletales, Suillaceae.